This is a messenger RNA of Melospiza georgiana, 3103 nucleotides long. It is a transcript of the gene DIMT1, whose product is annotated as DIM1 rRNA methyltransferase and ribosome maturation factor. NCBI's taxonomy places the organism in Eukaryota, Metazoa, Chordata, Aves, Passeriformes, Passerellidae. Gene Ontology annotation, cellular component: mitochondrial matrix. Gene Ontology annotation, biological process: rRNA methylation. Gene Ontology annotation, molecular function: rRNA (adenine-N6,N6-)-dimethyltransferase activity. The transcript is spliced from 12 exons. The record is from RefSeq and is a predicted model, not a curated record. Bases 116 to 1033 code for a protein of 305 amino acids.
AGCCGAGCCGGACUGGAACGAGCCGAACGGGGCCGAGGUGAGACAAGCGGGGCCGGAGCGAGCCGAGCCGGACCGGACCGACCGUGCCUGAAGGGAGCCGAGCGGAGCUGCCGCCAUGCCCAAGGCGAGGGCCGGGAAGCGGCCGGAGCGCCGGGAGGGCCGCGCCGGCGGCAUCCUGUUCAACACCGGGGCCGGGCAGCACAUCCUGAAGAACCCGCUCGUGGUGAACAGCAUCAUCGACAAGGCUGCCCUGCGCCGCACGGAUGUCAUUCUGGAGGUGGGCCCGGGAACUGGAAACCUGACAGUAAAGAUGCUGGAGAAAGUAAAAAAAGUUAUUGCAUGUGAAAUUGACCCUAGACUUGUUGGUGAGCUUCAGAAGAGAGUCCAGGGCACGUGUCUAGCAAACAAACUUGAAAUCAAGGUUGGAGAUGUCUUGAAAACAGAUUUACCAUUCUUUGAUGCAUGUGUGGCUAACCUGCCUUACCAGAUUUCUUCACCUUUUGUUUUCAAGUUACUGCUUCAUAGACCUUUUUUCAGGUGUGCAAUCCUUAUGUUUCAAAGGGAGUUUGCACUUCGUUUGGUUGCCAAACCAGGAAGCAAACUGUACUGCAGACUCUCUAUUAACACUCAGCUAUUGGCUCGAGUGGACCAUCUGAUGAAGGUUGGAAAGAACAACUUCAAGCCUCCUCCCAAAGUCGAAUCCAGUGUUGUCAGAAUAGAGCCAAAGAACCCACCACCACCUAUCAACUUCCAGGAGUGGGAUGGUCUGGUAAGGAUAGCCUUUGUUAGGAAAAACAAGACACUCUCUGCAGCAUUUAAAUCAAGUGCUGUAGAGCAGUUGCUGGAUCAUAAUUACCGAGUUCAUUGUUCCUUACAUAAUACAGAAAUUCCUGAGAACUUCAAAAUUGCAGAGAAAAUACAGACAGUCCUAAAAGACACAGGUUACUCUGAAAAACGAGCCCGUUCAAUGGAUAUAGAUGAUUUCAUUCGAUUGCUACAUGGCUUCAAUUCAGAAGGCAUUCAUUUUUCAUAGAUACUCCUAGAAGAAUGAAAGAUGCUGUAUUUUUUCACCAAAGUUUUACCCAAGCCAGUGUGAGUGCAAUGGUACAAGCUCCUCCUAAAAGCAAUGAACAGAAUACAGCGGGUAUGCUUGGACUCAGAAUGUUAGAUGUGAUUUUAUCGCAGACAAUAGGCAAGGAGCUGCUGCUCUGUCUUUUAAAAGCAGCAAAUUCUUUCAGAGCUGAAGCGAGGUGCUGGACUGCCUCAUGACUGUGUUUUCCUAUAUAUAUAUAUAUAUAUAUAUCCUAAAACAUGGACUGAUGAUAAUUGAAAUCUGUUCUCCAGUGAUGGACUUCACCUCAGUAUAUUCAUGUACAGUACUCAACAGUACAACCCAUAAUGGGUCUGGACAACAAAAAAAAAGUUGUAGGAAUUCCUUUUUUGGUAUUCAUUUGUGUGUUUGUUAUUAAGUGUAUUUAAACACUUCCUUCUGAUUUGAGAUGCCUGUCUCUCUCAUCCUUCUGGUAACUAACAAGCCUGUUAAAAAUCUGCUUCUCUUAGAGAACCCCAGUGAGUGUUUCUCAGAAAACAAAAGAAUUUACCUUGUGGGCUUGAUAUCCUUUACAUUAUUGCCUUUACCCUCUCCUCCACUGUUGGAACUGGAAAAAAAACUACCAGUGGGCCAGGGCUCAAAGACAGACAGCAGGAUGGGUUUUUUUGUUAACUUAAUUCAAGUAACUAUUUUUUAAGGUAACUCCUUCACUGUUAAUGCAGGAAAAAGUUUUAGCACAGAUCAUACCUUUCAGUGAGAUUUAGAGCAAUGCAUGCAAAUUAGCAAAACCUCCUCCAAGAAAAGCUUAUAUUUAUACACAUCAUUACAUUAUUAAGGUUGGAAAAGAUGUCCUGAGUCCAGCUAGCAGCUGCCAUUGACAUCCCAAUGGCUUUUAAAAGUAAUUGAUUCAGAAGCAUGUAUAGAAAGAGGCAUCCUGAAGCAUCGACUUAAAAAACUGAAUUGCACAUUUAUUUCACAAGUUAAUAAUUCAGUAAUUCUAGUGCUGCUUCACUUCAUGCAGUGAAGUGAGCCAAAUGAUGAGUUAGGUAGACAGCCACAAAGAAUACCAGCCUUACCAAUUUUUCUUUAUUCUAACUGCUUCAGUAUCAGGUAUAGAUCUAACUUAUAGCAGGCUCUGGCACAAAGACUGAGAGUAGACAGUUGCAGCUAGCAUGUGCUACUUGACAGGACACAUGUAAUUUACAGGGCUUUGUAAAAACGUGCUGAAAACUGACUGUCCUUUUUGUCCUUUUGGGACCCACAGUAAGCCAUAGCCUGGCUGUGGUGCUAGGCUUGCAUGGACAGAUAUAUGGAAGCUACUGUUACUCCUGUGGGAUGUCUCAGUCUUCAGAAGUUUCUGAGCAAGUGAGAAUUGUCCAGAGCAGCUUGUGAGAAAACCUCUGAUACUAUAUGAUAGCCUGUACUAUCACCUGCCAACAGAACCUAUUGCCUUCUGUUCCAUUGUUUUUUUUUUCUUUUAGCUGUGAUGGGUGAUGAUCUUAAAAAAAUGUUCAGAAAGAGGUGUGAUGUUUUUGUAAGAUCUGCUGCAAAAUUAAAGUCAGGACAAUGGUCUGGGGAACUUCCUUCCAUAUAACAAACUUGUAUAAAAGAGUUUGCUUUAUUUUGAAAUCAGAGGCCUUUUCAAAAAUGUAACUGAUCUACUUACAAAUGGAAACCCUUCCCAAAGCAUAACAGAAAUUCUCAGAUGUAAUUCAUUUAAUAGCUUAAUUUAUUAAACACAUUAUGUAAAAUCUACAUUGUUUCAGUUUUCAUGUUUACACACAAGAGGAUUUUUCAUUUUUAACCAUGAUGCGACAAGAGCUUCCCAUAGCCUACCUUUCUAUGGGAGAUACAAACAUUAAACACUACAAGAAGUUCUGGCUCAUUUAAGUCUCUUUUCAUUGCCUUCCCUUUAUUCCCCCCCUCCAGGCCUGGCACAAACAAACAGGCUUGUAUUCCAAAAGUAGUUUUUAAACAUCCCCAAAGGAAAUUCUGCUGAGACAAACUCCUGGAAAGGGGGAGAACUCCUAGAGAGAUCUACAGUUCUUACAU